AGUUACAGUGCAGCUGCGAAGGGGAGGCAGGCGAGACACAUGAGACAAAAACAAAGAACGACUAACUGGAGAAAGAGACUCGGGUAUGAGUGCUUAUGAAGAUGAGUUAAAAAGCACACAGCAGGAGGAGUGUAGGGAAAAGGAAGGAGAGAGAGAGAGAGAGGGAGAGAGAGAGGAUGACGCUCCAGUAGAAGGUGGCUGCAGUAGGCAGUGGGCGUGUUCUUGUUGUUGUGAUCUAUAGUUGGGAAGCCCGGUGUCAUCUGCUUAAGCACAGACCAACUGUACAGACCUGUGCGGACGAGCGGGGCAGAGGAAACCGGCAGGGAAUGCCAUCCCUGGACACGCACACCACUCUGCUUUACCUCACUGGCACUGUGGAUUCUUUGUACCUGUGCGACACUCUGAGACAUUUUGUGCAUUUGGACAUAUCAAAGCAGAAGGAGAGACAAUCUGGGAAAGAAGAAGCAUUAGAGAGACUGAGCGCCUGGUCUGCAACUGCAAAGGGGAGUUUGAUGUGAGAGCAUUUGAGAGUGUGUGUUUGUGUCAUGCUUGCGGUUGCGGGUGCGGUCUGUUGCUACGCUGCGUCUCCCUUCUUCUGUCUCUAGCAUGUGCAGAUGUGUGGAGCAGUGAAGCUGGCACCUGGCUAGGAGUUUGGCACCAUCUGGACUGGAGGGGUCGCAUCUCCCUUUUCUGCCCAGGGGGAGGGAGUGUUGGGCCGGGCACCCAAUGGCCCAGCUCCCCUCUAGCACCAGCCUUAUCCUGGGUCACAGGGACUCCUUCUAGCAAGUCAAUCAGUUGGAACGUACAAUGGAUGGAAGUCUAUGUGGAUUUAAGUGGAUUAGUGCAUGGGUGCUCCAGCAUAGGUCAGAGUUCACUAGUGUGCACUGGACUCAUCAGGGGAAGACGGAAGACACGUUGGUCCACAAACCAGCAGGGACACAGCCCCAUUAAUGCUGUGGAAACACUUGAAGAAUGAUGAGCUCCAAAGAGGAGGAAACUCUCCGUUUUUUCCAGUAUGUUGAGGAGAAUGGGCUGAGAGCCUACAACGGCCUGGUAGCACAGAACUUGGACCACGCCAGGAAUGAGAGAAAUAGGACAUUCCUGCAGGAGAAAAACGACAAGAAGAGAAAACAGGAGGAAGCCAUAAGGAGGACAGGUGAGGACAUCGCAACUGAAGGCAAGCACUUACGAAUGGGCUCCAUCACCAUGCCGGACCCCCAGGAACGCAUGCCCAUGCCCCACCCGCACGCCCUCGCCUGCGGGCAGGGCUUCUCCGUACGCUCCCAGUCCCUCCACUCUGUCGGCGGUGGGAACAGUGGUGGCGGAGGAGAGGAGGAAGUGGGAAGCCCGACCUCUAGGAAGCAACCCCCACCCAAGCCCAGGAGGGACCCAGCCACGAAGCUGAGCAUGUCGUCUGAGGCGGUGGACCACAGUCCCACGUCCACCUGCCGCGGGGAGAGAUGUGACGCAGCUCAAGGAUGCAGUGAGGACUGCAGGAGGGUGCCGCCACCCAAACCUAAGAGGAACCCCAACACACAACUGAGUGUUUCCUUCGAUGAGUCCUACAUCAAGAGCCACGGAGGCGGCGGUGUUUGCCCCUCCAGACCCUCCCCCUGCGAACGUAACGCCUCGCCUCCACAGAGCGACGAGAGCCCUACGGACGACUGUGAAGAUGAACCUGUCUACAUAGAAAUGGGUGGGAUUGACGUCGGAGCAAGGGAACCCUUGAAGAGUGAGGAUGAGGAACCAGGAGAGUCUGUGUACGAGGAGAUGAAGUACCCAGCUCUGGAUGAUAUGGAGUACCGCACUGACCCUGUGGGAUGUCGCUCCGCGUGCCCCACCCCGGCACCCUAUGACCCUGAACCUCUCAGUCGUUGCUCCACACCUCGAAACAUUCCACUCUGUGACAUUCCUGCACCCUUUCCCAAUCUGCUCACCCAUCGGCCUCCGCUGCUGGUGUUCCCACCAGCGCCGGCCCAGUGCUCGCCCAACUCGGACGAGUCUCCCCUCACCCCUCUAGAUGUAGCCAAAUUGCCCAUGCUGGAGAAUCAAUCCUACAGCAAAUCUCCAACAUCCUCCACUGAGCCACCCUCCUCUGCACACAUCCGCAGGGAGCUCACUGCCACCCCAACCCUCACCGUCUCCGGCCGCUCCUCUGCACCUCCUCUACCUUGUACCCUCUACAAAUCCUCCUCCUCGACCUCCUAUCAGCGCAGCCACUCUGCUUGCCCAUCGCCAGUCAGCAUGGGCCGCUGUCUCACCCCUCUCAGCCUCAUGCGUACACCUCCCUUUGACGCUCCAAUGCCAUUCCCCGGGGGUCUGCCACGGAGCGCCUCUGCCACGCCUCAUGGCAAAGGCUCGCCACCUCAAGACGGUGUGGGUCGACACCAUGGCUCUAUGCAGAAUGUGUCAACAGGGCGUUCACGGACACCAACCAGCCCACUGGACGAACUAACCAACCUGUUCACAACUGGCAGGAACAUGCUAAAGAAAAAUGCCAGCGGUAGGAAGUCGAAAGAGCCGGGAGAGACUGAGUCCAAAAGCAAGUCUCACAGCGAGUCCAAGCGUGAGGGUAAGGAGCGCCACAGCCACAGUCACAGCAAGGAGUCCAAGCGGGACUCCAAGGAUCGCCACAGCAAAGAGUCUUCUCACCGGAGAGAUAGAGACAAAGACAAAGACAAAGACAGAGACAAAGAUAAAGACAGAGACAAAGAUAAAGAAAGGGGGAGCAGCAACGUAGAGCCACUGCCCCACAGACGCAACAGUAAAGACCGUACUUACAGCGGUGCAGAUGCACCACCUGUUCGCAGGGAUAGCAGGGACCAGGGCUGCAGCAGUGUGGAGCCCAUCCCAUUGAUAAGAAGAGACUCCAAGGACAGGGGGCUUAGCAAUGGUGACCUGAUGCUGAGGAGAGACAGCAAAGAUCGGGGAGGGGGACAUGGAAUGGAGCCUUUGUUGAGACAGGACAGCAAAGACAGAGAGAGACUGCUAGAUCAGCCGCCUGAGCUGUUACCAAGACAAGACAGCAAGGAACGGGCAAGAAACGGUGUAGACUGUAGACCUGAGAGCAGAGACAGACUGCUGGAUCAGCCACCUGAACUCUUACCGCGACAGGAUAGCAAAGAGAGGGCCAGGAACGGUGUGGACUCAAAGCAUGAAAGCAGAGACAGGCCGCCUGAGCUUCUCCCCCGACAAGAGAACAAAGACAGAGCUAGAACUGGAACAGAAUACAGGCAUGACAGCAAAGACCACCGUCCUGAUUUGUUACCCCAACAGGAUAACAAAGAGAGAGCAAGAAACGACGUAGAACAUAGGCAUGAAGGUAGAAUAGACCAGCCGCCUGAGAUCUUACCCCGACAAGAAACAUCCAGAAGCAGCAACAGCAAGGACAGGGUGGGCUACAGCUCUGAAUCCAAGCAUGAAGGGAGAGAUCGGAGCUGCUACAACGGGGGAGAUCUCCCUCCUCCUCCUCUGCCCAGGCAGGACAGUAAAGACCUGAGCAGGACUGGACUCGAAGCGAGACGGGACAGCAAGGACAGAAGCCUGAAUGGCUCAGAGCAGCAUCAUUACGAUGUCAAGAGCACCAAGAGCCCGUCUGCAAUGGAGUAUAGGUGUGAUAGUAAAGAACGUGGAUACAGAUCAGAUGGCACACCCAGACGAGACAACAGAGCCAAUUACAGCACCGAUCAAUCAAAAGCACAAGAAAGGAAUGGCAGCACAGUGUCGGGGCAGCACUCAUCCACGACGACACCUACUCACCACAGGAGAUCAUCUGGUAGCCCACCGACGACCAUGGGAACAGGAAAUGAUCUGAAAGCAGCAGCUAAAUACGGCCGCUCACCUUCUAUGCCUGCAAACCCGUCCCCGAUGGGAACGCCACAAAGGAAAGCAGCUGAGACACAUCAGAGUCAGAUGCCCCAGAUGCCAUGGAUCUGCGGAGACACCACCAUGCUGGAACAGAUCGAGAGGAAACGCACCCUCUGCAUGGAGAUCCGCUCCAGGCAACAUCCGCACCUGCAGAGGUCUCUGGAGAGGCCUCCUCCUCUGGACAGGAACGAGGAGCGGCACCAGGAGAGGAGUCAGUGCAAGCAAGAAAGUGCAUCCGUCCUCCCAGGCUGGGGGAAAAGCAGCGGGGCCAAAAAGAUCCGUCCUCCCCCUUACCCUACACAGAAAACCGUAUUCUGGGACACGGCCAUCUGACAGUAACGACACACUUACACCUCCCUGCCACACAACCCUGAAUUACCCACUCCCUCUUUCCUCUGGGUUGUGCUGAUUCUUCCCUGCAACAUCAGGGGCAUCAGGACAGCCAAUAAGAGCACUGGGGGGAUGAUACUCGCUGAUGUCAAAGGACAGUGGUGGUUACCAUAGCAAUAUUUCUGCUCGUUCAGGUUGUCAUGUUUUCUUAUCAUCACUGGUGAUAUUUGAUAUUUUUCUAUUUCCUGUGACUGGAUUCUUGUAAUAUAAUUAGUAGAAUAGAUAUUUGAUGAAUAGAUAUUUUCUAAAUGAGAUGGGGAUUAAAAAGCAUCUUAAAUUAUGUAUAGUAGAUGUAGAUGCAAUCUAAUGUUUGUUUUGUUAUUUUUGUUUUGGUUACUUUACAUUUGAAAGCAUAAUCUAUCAAUACUUGUACUGUAGUAGCAUAAUUUUCUUAUGCCCAACUCUUUUUUUUUGGGUGCUCAAAAGCACUAAAAUGAAUGGACUCUUCAAUUCUGUCUAUAUAUACUUUACAUUUUCACUGUUGUAUUGUAAGUUGAGGAGUUAACGUCAACGUGCUUUAGAUUCCAGCGCCCUCCAUGCCUGGUCCAGUACAGUAUGUUCUAGAAUGUACAACAGUCGGUCCUAGAACAGAAACAGGAAACUUUGUGUGCUUCAGUUUGUAUAUUACAGUAAGAAGCUGUGUAGUCACGACGUCAAAGCCUUUCGAAGCGGUUGAAUCGUUUUAUAGGGAAACCUGUUGGCUGGCAUGUUGUAGAGAACAGAGAAAGUGUGAAACGCUGUAUUCUAAGAUACACUAUGAGGGUGGGUCGGGGAGGUAGUAAAUUAGAACAUACAUUAUUAACAGUAUAAUUUCCAAAACCAGCCAAAGCCUGUCAAAGCGAGAUAUGGGUGUGGUUGCACUUUGGAACGGUUGGUUAUUUGAAAUGGGAUUGGUGGCAAUAGCUGGCGAGCACUAGCGCCCUUACUUUGCCGGCCAUGCACACUGCGAGCACCAUGACAAAGUGUAAAUACUUGAUGCCAACGACCAGCCCGUACAAUCAACGCCUGAGCUUUUAGAAACAUUUCUUAAUUUUACUGCAGAUUAUAAUAGCCAUAUGCACUUGCUUAAGAAAUAACUUUCAAGAUUAUGCUUAUAUAUAUAUUUUUGAAAAUGUUAAAGGUAGCUGUGCCAUGUAAGUUUUUAAUUUAUUGGCGGGGAGGUAAAGCCUCAGGAGGCUGGCUGUGUGUGACAUGCAGCAGGCUGUUCUCAUGCACUGUUCGUACGUUUUCCUAUGAAAAGUGAUGCACCGAAAUUCGUACAUAUCUCGCGUAAUCAUGAGUCAGUAAUUUGUGUAUGACCCCUGAUUGAUAGCGUGACCAAUGGGGGGACGGGAGUAAAGAAUGGGUCCUGUAGGUAGGCAGGUUAGGGUGGUGGAUGGGUCACAAAACACAGGACUUUCCUCCUGGAGACUGGUGUUCAGAACAGUGUGAACUCUAAGUGAACUUUUACCCCUUUUCUACUAACAAGGAACCGGUUCUGUUGCGGUUCCCACGUCUAAUUUUGAUCCGUUCACAGCCUUUGGACAAAAAGUAAAUUGGUUUAGAACCCGAAAAGUUGGUUCUCAGCUGUAACCAAGAAAUACGUUUCCCUUGCCUGAAGGUGCAGACCGUGACAACCUCAGUAGGCCACUGUUACAGCAGAACAAAAGUUUGCAGGUAAUCAGUGUAAUCCAUGAUUCUGCCACAGCUGUUUACUUCUGUUCAUCGUGCAACACCCUGCGUUGAUGAAAAAUCCUUGAUCACAGUGGCUUCGCGCAGAACUGGUGCAAACGUGGGCUGAUUAGCUAGAUAGCAUCAAGGUUCCAAGAAUCCUGACAGAACCAGCUCAAGAACCAGAGCUAACGUGGUGGAAAGGGGGUGUCUGAGUCGACUCCGUGUUUUGUUUCCUAAACCUAACCUACGUAACGUUACGUUAAGUGCAUAACAUCAUUCAUGGGGUGCUAAUUUACAGGAUUUCACACAAUCUGUUGUGUGUGUACAUUCGCAGGAUAUCAUACGAACUGUUGUAUGAGGAUACGUUGCACGCAGUCAUCUAUGACUGGUUGUCUCUGACAAUAUUCCCAAUUCAAUUGGCUGGUAACCAUUUUAGAAAUCGUUUAAGGACCUAUAGCAUGGCAACAGCUCUACCCAGUCAAACUGACAGGGGUUGCACAACGGCCUACAAAUCUGAGGCUUUGUGUAAAAAAAAAAAAAAAAAAAAAAAAAAAAAA
Molecule: messenger RNA, 6467 nt
Organism: Epinephelus lanceolatus (giant grouper)
Lineage: Eukaryota; Metazoa; Chordata; Actinopteri; Perciformes; Serranidae
Gene: nyap2b
Product: neuronal tyrosine-phosphorylated phosphoinositide-3-kinase adaptor 2b
Biological process (GO): neuron projection morphogenesis; phosphatidylinositol 3-kinase/protein kinase B signal transduction
Source: RefSeq, a predicted model, not a curated record